AUGUCGGCGCCUUGGUCAGAAUCCGCCCCGCGAAGGAAAGCCAAUUACAAAGUCCGCUUUCGACAUGGUGUGUAUCCUGAUCUGGAAAGUCAGGCUACCAGGGCCGAUAUCAAGAAGUACGACUACUUCUUUGGUGCGGCGCAGAGAUGGGUCGUCGGUAUCGAGGAAGAGUCCGCAAGUAAGAGAGCGACACAUGCGCCCGACGAGUCGAAGCUGGAAUGA
Molecule: messenger RNA, 222 nt
Organism: Alternaria arbusti
Lineage: Eukaryota; Fungi; Ascomycota; Dothideomycetes; Pleosporales; Pleosporaceae
Exons: 2
Coding region: 1-222 (73 amino acids)
Source: RefSeq, a predicted model, not a curated record